AACAGAAUGGCUCCAUUGAAGGGUGUAGUGGUGGCAGUGCCAAUGCUAGUGCUCUCAGUAGCAUCUGCUGCCAUCUUCCUCUUCUUCCUUCUUUUUGCCCUCUCCUCAUGCUACUGCCCUCCCGCCACCUCCACCACUUCGGCCAACAAGAGAUCCACUACGGAUCGAAUAUCUCCAACAACAGAAGACAUCGCGUGGGUGAAAGAUCAAAUCCAGCAGAAUAACCUACAUAUGCAACUCAAUGUCCUCCACAAGGGCAUUAACCCUCGCACUCGCGCUCAACAGCUUGAACAUUUAACCCAAUUCAAGGGUAUCUCGCACUACGAAGGAGAUGAAGCGAACAACCACACUUCAUUGCCAUGCCCUGGAGAAUUGCUCGUAGAGGAACACCACAGCAAUUAUGGGGAACCCUAUGCUGGAGGACGCGACGUGUUUGAGUUUCUUGUAGAGUCAGUUCAGCUGAAGCCAGAUUCCCAUGUCCUCGAGAUUGGAUGUGGUACCCUUCGAGUUGGACUGCAUUUUAUCUGUUACUUGAUUCCAGAGCACUUCCAUUGCUUAGAAAAGGAUGAGCUUUCUCUUAUGGCGGCAUUUAGGUAUGAGCUUCCAUCUUAGGGUCUCCUAUACAAGUGCCCUUUGAUCUUGAAAGGUGAGGAUAUGGAUUUCAGUAAAUUUGGAUCAGGUUUCCAGUAUGAUUUGAUCUAUGCAAGUGUUGUUUUCCUUCACAUGUCGGAUAAGCUCGUUUGGGCAGGACUGGAGAAGUUGGUAGCUAGGUUGAAACCUUAUGAUGGUCGGAUCUUUGUCUCUCACAAAAUAUAAAGUUCUGCUCCGGAUUGGG
This is a messenger RNA of Telopea speciosissima, 835 nucleotides long. RefSeq lists its product as uncharacterized. Lineage: Eukaryota; Viridiplantae; Streptophyta; Magnoliopsida; Proteales; Proteaceae. The coding region runs from base 7 to 612 and encodes 201 amino acids. The transcript has 2 exons. The record is from RefSeq and is a predicted model, not a curated record.